Messenger RNA from Mizuhopecten yessoensis (Yesso scallop), 2124 nucleotides. RefSeq names its product non-symbiotic hemoglobin 1-like. The record is from RefSeq and is a predicted model, not a curated record. Gene Ontology annotation, molecular function: oxygen binding; heme binding. The coding region runs from base 895 to 1497 and encodes 200 amino acids. NCBI's taxonomy places the organism in Eukaryota, Metazoa, Mollusca, Bivalvia, Pectinida, Pectinidae. The transcript is spliced from 3 exons.
AUAUCCACUGGCGCGGUGCGGCGUGUGAUACAGACAGCAUAGGGAGCUGUGUGGAGAGAACCGCUACCAGCAUCGGUAGAUAAGACUACACUGUUUAGGGAAGGCGUGCUCCAGGUGUAACAGUCAUUAAUAUUUCCAAGGUGAUGAUUUCAACCCACCAACGUGCUUCUGAGAAAAUACUGAGACAGCCCGCAGCUGGGCUAAAGGGAGUGCGAAUGUUUACCUAACAAUCAACAAUCUUUCGUCAGCGUAUCGAUAAUACAGGCUAGCACUAGGUCGUCUUCUAAAAUGUUCACAUUUGCAAAUAUCCAGGAGCUCUUCACUAACAAAGACAACGAUUAGUUCCUGUAGUUCGCUAGAUACAUAACAAAACACUUGUGGACAUACCUCUCCGCGAUUGUUAUAAAUAGGUGUAGUCCCUCGUGGGGAUGAUACAGUUUAACACACAAGUAUAUCUAUUAAGUGUUUGAGUGUGUUAAAUCUUCGGACGUUAAUUGACGAUGUAUCUUCCUUACAGAGUUAAGGGUCGGUGUUCUCUAAACGUGCAGUUUGUACGAAUCUGUAUGUGACCACCCGACUGUUAUUGAUCUGAACUUGUCCUUACUCCGUACUCGCAGAUCCUAUUGGUGGAGUUUUACAUUAUAAUUUGUUUCGCUGAAGAUUAAAUAUAUUUAAUUGGUCGUCAUGCGUGCUCGAACUAUCUAGUGUCGAAGUCCUUGACGAACUCUUCAGUGUUUUAGUAGACUAAGUAACGUUCGUAAAUCCUCACCGACUUUCUAUUCUAAUGGAACGGUGAACAUGUGAAGAUUGAAAUUUGAAUAUAUAUAUCUUGUUCUUAAAGAAACACACAACAGUUGUUUGUAAUAAUGUUAUUAGAUAACUAACUCUAUCAAAAUGGGAUGUAUUUACGCAAAAAGAAGGAAAGAAGCAUUACGAAAGGGUUUGGAUAUCACUUCUAACUCUCAUAGAAAGAAAACCUACCUAAAAAACACUAACCAAAGUGACGGCUCUCCUCAACUGAACCGGGGACUUACUGAACCUGCCCCGGAAUUCACAGACCGCCAGAGGGAGUUAGUGGUGCAGACAUGGGGGAUAAUACAGGAAGAUAUGACCCGUGUCGGCGUCGUCAUGUUUAUGAGAUUAUUUGAAACUCAUCCUGACGUACAAGACGUUUUCAUGCCAUUCAAGGGACAAUCAAAGGAAGACCUAUCCCACAGCUCACAGCUCAAGGCGCAUGCGCUCAGGGUGAUGAAUACUGUGGAGAAAUGUCUCGGGCAAAUGAAUGAACCUGCAAAGUUACAGGAAAUGCUCCAUGACCUUGGCACGCGCCACGUCAUGUACAGUGCCAAGGUGGAUUAUAUCGACCUUAUCGGACCCCAAUUUAUCUGGGCUAUCCAGAGUUCCGUCGGGGACCAGUGGACACCGGAAGUGGAACAAGCCUGGUCGGACCUCUUCAAACUCAUAUCACAUUACAUGAAGGCAGCCAUGGUAUUCUGAUUUACCCGAGUCAAAACGAGGCGACGUCAAUCAGAUCUCCAACAAAACGGAAGUACAUAUUGUAUUACAGUGUUGUAUCAAUUGUUAUGAGGUUUUUAGAUACAAUAGCGUUGCUAUUACAUUACUUUAAGUCUCUUGCACAGGUAGAUGAUGAUAAUCUUAUCCGAGCUUUAGCAAAAUGUGCAGAACAUUUAGACGUAGUCAUUCGUCCGAAAAACUCCAGGCAUGUGUACUUCCAACAGUAACCUGUUACAUUACGUAUCGUCUGCCCAUCCUCUUUUCAGGUUUCUGUAGUCAUAAAAAAAAUCAUAUAUAUUCACACAGUAAGCGAACAGUGAACGCCGGAAGUAAAGCAGGUGUGUGGGAAGUGAAAGGUUUGGUCGACCUACAGGUAGGCGCUGACAUUAUCAGGUAUAACGAGAUUCACUGAACAUUAUCAAAAUAAGGAUUUCACAAAGGACUUAUAUCAAUAUUGUUGUACAUAGAAGAGUAGAAUAAUAUGGACUGUGACUUAAACGUUUGAGAACGGACCAAAUCAACGGGUUUUUCAUGAAAGACUUCUCAAUAUUUUUGACUGAAAGCAUUACUUUAUCAUUGUACACAAUAAAUCAAAUAUCACAUCAUAAA